GAUAAACUGGAAAACUCCAAACAGAGCAUAAUUUAUCAAGAUAUUUAACUUUCAUCAUUCUCAGCUAAGCAUCGUCAUCACCAACUCUGGCUUUGCUUUAAACUGCUAGGAAAUACUCAUUGGGCUGCAGAGUCAAGAGGCCUCCACCAUCCACAGAUUGAUUGGGUCUAAGGCUUCCGAUCGAGCGUAUCCAUCGGCUCAUCACGCCCACAACACGGCUCGCAGUCAUCCCCUUCGCGGAUACACCAUCAUAAACCCUGGGCGCUGAGUCGUUUCGUCGUCGGUUCAUCCAAAAUCCUCAUGACUCAUUAAAAGCCUGAAUCCACCACCGUCCGGCCUUUUGAUGAGCAAGAAAUCCAGCCGGCUCGCUCUUGACUCCGCUUCUCCCUUCCUCACUCCAGCGUACACUUCUUCCUCUGGGAGUUGAGACAUAAUCCAUUAUCAUGACAGAUUGGCAUCCGAGCCCAUCAUCUGAUCCAGCUCUCUCUGCUUUCCUCCAUCCUACUCGCUGAUCAGCAGCGCGUCUUCUCCGACUUGCUUGCUUCACUCUAGAAAUAGAAACCCCCCCCACAAAAACCAAAGAUUGAAAUCACCCCGUCUAGGCGGAAGAUGUCUGACAGUACUCUUCAGUUCACAAACCAUGCUUGUCUUUCGAGCGAGUACCCGUUCAUGAGAUCUUCAGGCCUCCACUCUCCCCCGUCCCAUACCAAAGGGCAUCAUGUCCACCUUGGCCCGUCGACGAUUGACUAUCACCAACCUCAGGAUUACCACCAGCACCAACAGCACCACCAGCAGCAUGCGUCCCUCGGCCUUCAACAGCCCCUUGAAUCCCAUUCCCUCCGGCUGGAGACCUUUGAAAAUGGCCUUCAGCUUCCUAGUACUCAUGGUCUUGGCUUGUUGCCCAUGCCUGUCGCCUACGAAAGUGUGUGUCUUCGCCGGCCUCUGCCCAUACUCCUCGAUUCAAACCAGCUUGUAUGACAGACGCUGCCUGAUUUCCAAUAUGCACUUCCGGCCAUUGAGCCCUCCGAUCGCGCAGUACCUCACAAUGGUCCCAGAUCCAGUGACUUACAGGCCAGUAACCCCGACUCAGUAUACCAAACAUAUCCCCACACUGGCUGUGGCACCUACGGGCAGAAUUAUCAGCUCUCGUUCCCUAGCAGCUGGAGCAUGUCCCCAGCAAGCCGAGACCAACUCCCGUCACCUCACUUGACUCAAGAUCUGAGUUUGAACAACUUCUUGCACGACGCACUGCCCAAUCAACAGUCCAAUCCAUCCGCGUCGAUUCGACCUCCGCCAUCAAAUGCCCCGAUCGAGUCCAACUCUCGUACCCCGAAUCAAAUAUAUAGCUCUAAUCAGUACUUCCACGAGCCUUCUUGCGUAUCAGCUCACAACCUGAUCAAUUAUCCCCCACCCAACCCUCCAACACCUCCCCCACUUUUUGACGCUUCGGAGCAAGAUCUACUUUCGUCGUUCCUCAAUAUUCUGGGAGACUCGAAUGGGGAAUGCGAUUUUGACCCGCAAGGUAUGCCGGAGGGCAUGCCAGUCCUGGGUGAGCUGAAGCGCAGACUGGAGGAGUGUGGCCAGGAUGGCCCGGUUCCAUACUUUGGGAAGCGGGAGACGGAUGAGAUGGGACGGGAGGUGGAGAGUCGACUGAAGAUUUCGGAGCCGGAGUAUUCUCAUAUGAGACGGCCGUCGCUGCAGUCCUUCCAGACCACCUCAGGCUCGCUCUCGAGCUCGUCGGACUCGCACAUCUACCAGGAGCAGGGCGCGCUGAGUCGAAAGAAGGCCAAGACCUCCAACACUCCCACCCUUCUUGACCCGCUCCGCCCCGUCCAUAUCCCCGAAGUGCCCCAUCACCACGGCGUCGAGCUCGAGCCGGAUGUGGAGAUGCACCACGCCUGGAACCGCAACCCCUGCGGGAACUCCGGCGAAUGGCCCAGCCAGCUCCUCCUCGGCCACGACCCGCAUGCUCGUCAACCCAGCUACCCGCAUCACGGCCAAACGAUCGACCCGAUCCCCACCCAAGCCCCGUCAGUGUCUCCCGUCUUUCCACCCGAUGCCAACGGCCCUCUUGAUGGUCACCCGGUCGAGACUAAGGAUCGGGAGGACCAGCAGGGUUCACGACGGGUCUCCAAGCGCAACGGCAAGCCAGGAAAGAGCACCCACAUGGUCUCCGAGCAAAGACGCCGGAACGCAAUCCAAGGAGGCUUUGGAAGUCUGGUCGAAAUCUUACGAGCUGGGGAGGCCCAGUCGGGGAUCUCGAUCGCCACCCCGGACCUUCCCUCUCACCCUCCCGGAUCGGCUGGUAGUACCACCACUGCUUCUAAUACUACCAGCACCAAUCAUAAUAAGAAACCUAAAACUCGCGGACGAGGCAGGCGAGGCGAAAUCGAAACCGGCGCCAGUAAAUCCGUCGUCCUCGAACGCGCCGCUGAGUUCGUCAAGUGGAUGGCCGACGGCAAUCUCGCUCUCUUCAACGAAAUCAAUCGUGUCCAAUCUAUCCUCCAAAAUCAUGGGAUUCAGGUCUAGUAAUCAUCGCUUUCAACUAAAAUUCAGUGUGAUUGGUCCUUCAUACUGUCACUCGUGCUCGUGCUCGGCCUCUUCUUCGUUCCGCUUUCUCUCCUGAUCUCUCUCUUUUUUAGCAUCAUCGUGCAUGUUCGUUUUACCUCCUCCUCUCCAUCUUUUUAUCUCUGUCUAUUUGUCUUCUCUCUCUCUCUCUCGAAACUGAUUUUUUUCUAGUCGAGCAUAGUAUGUAGUGAUCCUGUCCCCCUCAAAAAAAAUCGUUUUUGAUUCUUUGUUAGCAUGGCUUCUGUUCAUUCGUAUAUCAUCUCCCUAUAAUCAGUUACUUAUUUGUUUGUUUUGUUUGUGUGAGCUUUUUUUUUUUUUUUGGUAUUGCCAGCAUCAUUCUUAUAGUGUGGUCCUUUUCUACUCAUGAUCUCUUCAUCGUCGUCGCUAUAGUAUCGUCCUCUUCUUCAUUAUUUAUUAGCUUCAUGUGGUCCUCGAGUUGGCUUCUCCGUUGUCUUCGUUUUCACGUAUUGUUCAUCAUCAUCAUCAUCAUUUAUCGUCAUCAUAUUUAUCAGCUUUGUCAUCUUUGUCAUCUUUGUCAUCUAUCAUCAUCAUCAUUAUCAUUAUCAUUUUAAAUCAACUUCUCAUAUCACUUUUUUUCCCAAUCCUAAAACAAUUUAAGCUCUUUCAGUAAUCUCAUCGCAGGCUGAUCUUUGGGUUGUUUGUCUGUUCCUUAUGUGCGUGCUUUUGUGUGCCUAGAUAUCUCUACCUACACUCACAGAAUAAAUAACUAUCCAA
Messenger RNA from Puccinia graminis f. sp. tritici CRL 75-36-700-3, 3303 nucleotides. RefSeq lists its product as uncharacterized. Bases 1168 to 2529 code for a protein of 453 amino acids. Lineage: Eukaryota; Fungi; Basidiomycota; Pucciniomycetes; Pucciniales; Pucciniaceae. The transcript is spliced from 5 exons. The record is from RefSeq and is a predicted model, not a curated record. Gene Ontology annotation, molecular function: protein dimerization activity.